Molecule: messenger RNA, 402 nt
Organism: Notothenia coriiceps (black rockcod)
Lineage: Eukaryota; Metazoa; Chordata; Actinopteri; Perciformes; Nototheniidae
Product: receptor-type tyrosine-protein phosphatase F-like
Exons: 2
Coding region: 1-402 (133 amino acids)
Source: RefSeq, a predicted model, not a curated record
AUGCAUUUUGUGUCUAACUCCAAGUUUUCUCUGGUGUGCUCACAGAUCCUGUACAACCAGCAGAGCGUGGAAGUGCAGGGAAACCUGAAGAGGAAGCUGAUCUCGCAGCUGCAGCCAGACACAGACUACUCCUUUGUGCUGACAAGCAGGGGCAACAUUGCUGGGGGUCUGCAGCAGCAGGUGUCCAUCCGCACUGCCCCUGACCUGAUCAAGACCAAACCCAACCCACUUCAGGCUGAGGGUGGCAAGAUGACCAUCAACCUGCCAAAGGUCCAGACCACCACACGUGUCAGGUGGUACUACAUCGUGGUAAUGCCUGUGUCCCCGUCAACGCGGCAGUGGGAGAAUCCAGACGAGAUGGACCUGGACGAGGUGAGUGCCAGCCGGUGGCUGAUUGGCUAA